Messenger RNA from Clunio marinus, 342 nucleotides. The record is from the annotation of a GenBank genome assembly. NCBI's taxonomy places the organism in Eukaryota, Metazoa, Arthropoda, Insecta, Diptera, Chironomidae.
AUGUUAUGUACUACAAACAUAACUCUUAAAAGCACUUUUUUAAGCCAUCAAUCUUUUAAGCAAUGUGAUGGUGUUACACUUGUAUCAUUUCAGGUAGAAAUAGUUUCAGUUUUUGUCGACAUGACGCAUCACAAAAUGCGAUCAAAGCGUUGCGGCGCGGCGAAAGAAAAAGUGGAUAAAAUUAUUAAACGUUUCAAAUAUUUUACUUUUCAUCUUACACCCUCCGUAGCAAAAUUGGAAUCACACAUUUUAAUAAAGCUCCAACGUAAUAAACCAAUGAACACCGUUAGAUUAGCAGCUGUUGAUUUGUCGAAUUUUGGGAGCUACAAACAUAUCUACUAG